AUGAAGUUUCUUGUAUUCAUCCUCAUAAGCUGUAUCCAAUGCCAUUUGAUUAUACCAUUCUCUGAUGUAGCUCAUGAUACUUCUACACAAGCUAGCAAAGCUGAAAGAGUGUUUGUUCCUCAUCCACUCAACGAUUCGCUAGGGCAUAAUGUCACAAAAGCCUUCUGGGACAGAUAUCGCCAAACUUCAUUCAUUAUGAUGCAAAUUUUGUCCUUCCAUCAGUUGUUCUAUUCCUUCGAUGGCACUUUGACAGCAGCAGCUGCUAGUACUCUGCUACAAAACAUUCAUUUCGAGAAAUUUCAAUAUAUGAAUUACACACAAGCGGAGAUCAAAGGUUGUGUCUACGAAUCAUUCUACCUCUUACCUCCUAAUAUCCAAAGAAAAAUUAUCAGAUUUUUGAAGUCUGUUAGGGAUAAGUACGUGAACAACCUGAAAGAACCAAGAAUUGCUGCCAAAGCUAAGAAAGUAUUGAAAGCAUUCAGAACAGGAGAAAUAUUUACUUAUAAUGACUCGCUGUUAUCGUUAUCUGUGAAAAAUAUGUCUGCUAACGAAGAAUGGGAAGCCUCUGUGUUUGAUCCAGUUCGAUUAGUCUACUUGGAGUACUCUACAAUUGCGGAAACAAAUGGUAAAAUGGUUAUCGAUCCCCUACCGUACAUCAGAAGAUUUGAGACUUUUCACAACACAAUAGUCCCCGAUGAAAGAUACCAGAAAACUAAUGAAUCAGGUACUGAAGUAGAAGGUUCAGGAACUGCGGAACCGGAAGUAAACGGAACAGAAUAUACUUUCCAUCCACGUUCUUUCUCAACAGCUUCAACAUUGAGACACUCUACAGUAGAGCCCUCCCAAGCACACUCACACCAAACGCAAUAUUCGACCCAAACUACAUCUUUUGGUCCUAUCGCUCAGACUGCACAAACUUUCCAGAUUAAUACUCAAACUGAUCAAGUCGCACAUUCUCACUCAACAGUACAUACUGUUCAAAAUGCAACAACUUUAAUCGCUGACCCUUCUUCUCAAACAACAAAAGCGGAAGGAACUGAGCAGCCUACCACGACUGCGAGUGUCCCAGUUUAUCAGGAUAUAUUUUCUUUUAGUUUCCUCCAACAUAAAUCAGAUAACAACCUGACAGCUCAUAAUAAUAUCAGCGUACCAGAGUCUACUCCCUCUGACAGAUUUACAUUCAUGAGUGAUAGAACUACAGUUGGAGUAGCUAAUGCUACAGAGAGUACUCCAGUUGGGAUAGGCAAUGUGACGGAAAGUACUAAAGUUGGAACAGACAAUGCCACAGAGAGUACUCCAGUUGUGAUAGGCAAUGUGACUGAAAGUACUAAAGUUGGAACAGACAAUGCUACUGGAAGUACCACAGUUGGAAUAGUGAAUGCCACAGGAAUGACUACAGCUGGAGCAGUUAACGUUACCGAAAGUACUACAGUUGGAGAAGGAAACGUUACCGGAAGUAGACAAUCUGACUUGGCAAUAUGCCCUGAAGGAAUCCCUAUACUAUCAGAGAUGUCUAAAAUGUUUUUUAGUUCGGAAUAA
Molecule: messenger RNA, 1539 nt
Organism: Auanema sp. JU1783
Lineage: Eukaryota; Metazoa; Nematoda; Chromadorea; Rhabditida; Rhabditidae
Source: the annotation of a GenBank genome assembly